Molecule: messenger RNA, 2790 nt
Organism: Girardinichthys multiradiatus
Lineage: Eukaryota; Metazoa; Chordata; Actinopteri; Cyprinodontiformes; Goodeidae
Gene: lancl1
Product: LanC antibiotic synthetase component C-like 1 (bacterial)
Exons: 10
Coding region: 167-1387 (406 amino acids)
Biological process (GO): carbohydrate metabolic process; peptide modification
Cellular component (GO): plasma membrane
Source: RefSeq, a predicted model, not a curated record
UUUGUGAGCUGCAGUGCUUCUUCUUCUCCAGUAGUCGCCAGUAGCGAGCUAGCCCCUUAGGAGCUCCAUUGCAUCACAGAGAGGCUUAACAACACCGCGACGUUUGUAGGAAACCUUUCCGUGUGAAUUAAUUCUACACUUUAUCUUCUUUUUAUCUAUCGUGAAAAUGGACACAAGAGCUUUGAAGAAUCCUUAUCAUGACUAUGAUGGGAGCCCAGCUUCCACACAGGGUCUGUUUGACUCUCAGGGAAAGCUCACUCCGGAGUUUGCCCAGAGGCUGAGCAGCACGAUCAGCGAACUUUUAGCUGUCAUGGAAAAUGGCCUGAUGUCUGCUGAUCCAAGAGACUGCACUGCUUACACUGGGUGGGCAGGCAUUGCUUUGCUCUACCUGCACCUCCACAGUGUGUUCAGAGAGGUCUCCUUCCUGCAGAAGGCCUUGGAGUACGUCAGCCGCAGCCUGAAGUCCCUGACCCGACGUCACGAUGUCACCUUUCUGUGUGGAGACGCCGGGCCGCUGGCCGUAGCUGCGGUGGUUUAUUCUCGCCUUCAGAGGGCGCAAGAGGCUGAAGAAUGCAUCAGCAGACUGAUGCAGUAUUACCAGAUGGUGGUGAACGGGUCAGGUGGGCUGCCAGAUGAGCUGCUCUAUGGGCGGGUGGGAUACCUCUACUCCCUCGUCUUCAUCAACCAGCAGCUUGGUCAGGACAGGAUCCCGCUGCAGUACAUCCAGCAGAUCAGUGAGGCCGUGCUGGCGUCAGGCGAACACCUCAGCAGGAAGUUCAGGGUCCAGAACCAGAGCCCGCUGAUGUAUGAGUGGUACCAGGAGCAGUAUGUCGGUGCCGCUCAUGGGCUCGCAGGCAUCUACUAUUUUCUUAUGCAGCCAGGCUUUGUCGCAGCAGAGGAGCACGUGCACAGGCUGGUGAAGCCCAGCGUCGACCACGUCUGCCGCCUCAGGUUCCCCUCAGGGAACUACCCUCCGUGCAUGGGGGACGACCGGGACCUGCUGGUGCACUGGUGCCACGGAUCCCCUGGGGUGAUCUACAUGCUCCUGCAGGCGUAUAAAGUUUUUGGGAUCCCUCAGUACCUGGAGGAUGCUCUGCAGUGUGGAGAGGUGGUGUGGCGCUGGGGUCUGCUGAAGAAAGGGUAUGGCCUCUGCCACGGCGCCGCUGGGAAUGCCUACUCCUUCCUGGGUCUCUAUCGGCUAACACAGGACCCCAAGCACCUUUACAGAGCCUGCAUGUUUGCAGAUUGGUGCAUGAACUACGGAAGGCACGGAUGCCGGACACCAGACACCCCCUUUUCUCUUUUCGAAGGCAUGGCUGGCACCAUCUACUUCCUGGCAGACCUUUUGCAGCCAAUGAGAGCGAAGUUUCCAGCUUUUGAGGUCUAGAAAGUGUCCACAGUUUGUCCCCGCCCACGUCUAAACCACCCACACUGCAGAAAAUGAUAACGCAAAGCAGGCUUGCUGUCAAAACGCAUGCAAGGGCACAACAAUAUUUUCUUUAUUCCGGCAACAUAACGUCUCGUUACGCAGACGAUUCCUGUUUUAUCCCACAGAAGAGCAAAAGCUUUCUGGUGCUUAUUAGUUUUUUUUUCUGUGAUGUUUUCAGUUAUUGGAAAGAAAAGAUGAAGUGAAUUUAAAUUCUAGAUGUUCUCAUGUCUACAUUGAAAGAAAUAAUGCAUAUAAUUUUGUUUUCCUAAGUAUAACAACACUUUUUGCGAUAGUUAUUGAACAGUUCAAGCUGUGCCAUGUGAUAUUGUCUGAGCAAUACAAUUUGAAAGAAUUUCCUAUUUAGUUGUUUAUGAAUCUGUUUGUUUUGGUUUGGGUUUUUUUUUUUUUUGGUUUGGUUUUUUACAUCAGCAGCCUGGAAAAUCCACUAGAUGGCAGCAGAGAGAUAUUAGGUGAACCCAUUGAAGGUUAAUGACAGUAGGGGUUCACAACUAGAUAUGUUAAUUAGAUAAAAUCCACAUAAUGUAGAAUGAAACUCCCACAGGAAUGUAUGUCAAAUGUAAUAUUAAAGCAGUUAAAUGUCAAUUUAAUUAUUAUUCAAUUAUCUGAUUUUUUUUAGUCUACAAAUAUCGGAUAUUUGUCUCAAUAUGUUUUUUGGGAUAGACUUUUAGAGCCGUUUCUUCUCCAGAUACGGCUCCAGAAAUCCAAGCAGCGACACAAUCAGACUUUUUUAAGCCCCUCGCGCUACCCACAGGCUGUUUUAUGGCCCAAGGCCAGCUGGGAACUUGGGGAGCUGUAGAGGAGUCUGACAUGUGGUUACUGUACCAAGAGACUCUUGAGAAACAGGAGCAUAGGAGAAACCGAACACCUCCUGCAGGACUGGAAGUAAAAAUAGAGCUCAUCUGUGCCGAAGGUGUGGCCACCAAGACAAGACUGCUGCUACCAGGCACGCACUCCUAUAAAUGUCCCCCAACACUUUUCUUCUAGCUAGAAUCAAACUGGUUGGUUACAGACUAUCUGACAAUGAGUACAGUCAGGGAACGCCCUUAUAAUCUUUGUGUUGUUGAUUGGUGUUUUUUUUCCCCCUGACUUUCUGAACAAGCUGUCAAGAAAAAAAAAGGUCACAUGGAUUUAGGGUCAAAUAUUUGUAAAUAUUAUAUAAAGACAUCAUUUCUAGGCAGAAAACUGCACAAAGUCAUGCUUAUAUGUGACAUUGCCAGGAAACAUCUGAGAUUAAAUGUAUCUGAUGACAUGCAGAUGGAUGGAUUCAUGUGGUUAUGGAAAGUUUGGAGCAGAUUGGAAAAAUCAAUAAAGUUUGCAGCGUUAAUUCCAGUGAAAAUCAA